GGGCUCCCGGGGCCCCCCACGGCCCCCAAGGCGUCCCCCGCCGGGGUCCCCGUCCGCGCGGCGCACAGCCGCCGCCCUCCGGCCCCCCGGGCCCCUGCCCGCCUGUCGAGGGUGAGGAUCCGGAAAAGCCUUCUUGUCCCGGGUCCCGGGCUCCCACAGUCCUGGGCGGCUGGGGACUCCCCCCAGAGGGGGGUCCCUCCAAAGCGACUCCUUGCCCCCCGCGGCCCGGGCAGCGAGGGGACGGGCAGCCCCGAGGCCCGGCCUGAAAGGGGCGCGCGGGCGCGAAGCCCCACCCGGCGCGGCGCGGUCCAGCGGAGGAAGCCCAGUGGCCCAGUGGAAACUAGACCCCGAGGGCAGGGACGCGGCCCGGGUGACGCGAGGUCACGGGUUCCUGUUGCCCAUCCCAUCCCCCUCCCCGGCUGUGGCCAGCCGGCCCCUGUGGGAAAGGUGGGGCACCUUCUGGGGACCCAGAAGGGACGGGGAGGUUUUUCCAAGCUCGCCGACCUCUGGAGUUGCCUCCUUCUUUCCGGGGCCCUUGCCGGGUGCAGGGGUUGGGGGGCUGGUAGCCCCACGUUCAAGCUGCUCUUGCAGCUCUGCGGGCCCAGCGGGGAGCCUACCGCCUCCCAUCCUGUGUCCUAGGCUCCAGGCGUGGAUUCCCGCCUGACACGCCUGUGGUCUGGUGACGGAAGGGGUCUCCAGGAGCUGGGGGGGGGGGGGCUACCCAUCCUUUUGCCGCUCUGGGGCCGUAACUGCCCUUUUUCUCCCGACGGUGGGAAGAGAGCGGGCGAACGGAAGAAAGAGAAAGUGACCUCUGCACUCUGCACAGCAGCCCGGGAACCCCAAGCGCCUGCCUGAGAGCAUCCACUCAUCCUUCCGACGGCCUUGCAAACUCAGAUGGGCGGGGAAGGGUUCCGAGGGCCUAGCAAGGCGCCUGCCCUCUGACGGAGGCCUGAAAACAGACCAGAGGCUGUGUGGUGAUGGGAGGACAAGAAAUGUCCUGUUGGCAUUGUCACCUGGGCGGCGAUGGUGACUUAUGGUCCCAUAUGUAAAGGCGAGAUCACCUCCCUGCUGGGGCAGAGGGGAAGCCAAAGUGCCUGGCCCCAUCUCAUCCCUACCCUGCUGGACUCUUCUGGAAUGAGCCUGCCUGCCAGAAAGCCAGGUCACCCUCCCUCUCUGCCCCAGGGAACACAGGCAGCCCAGGCCCUGGUAGCUGUGGUGUUGAGGCUGCGGCAGCAUUUCCCGCAGAGGAUGCCCCAGGCGCUGGAACUUGCCGAGGGCUCCUGGGCCUGGGUCGUCCUGCUGGCCUCCGUGGUGACCGAAGCCCUCACCCUGGGCUUUCCCACCUGCCUCGGCAUCUUCUUCACCGAGCUGCAGCAUGAGUUCCAGGCCAGCAACAGCGAGACCUCCUGGUUCCCCUCCAUUAUGAUAGCCAUGCUUCACGCCGGCGGACCCUUGUGCAGCAUCCUGGUGGGACGCUUUGGCUGCCGAGUGACAGCGAUGGCUGGGGGCGUGCUGGCCUGCCUGGGCAUGGUGGCCAGCUCCUUCAGCUACACCCUCAGCCAGCUCUACGUCUCCGCGGGAUUCUUCACAGAGAGGGGAAGGGAGGGAGAAAGAGAGGGAGAGAAACAUCAAUGUGAUUUUGCCUCUCAUGCACUUCCGACUGGGGACCCAGCCCGCAACCCAGGCCUGGGCUUGUGCUUCAGCUUCCAGUCGACCAUCACUGUACUGGGCUUCUAUUUCACCCACCGGCGGGUGCUGGCCAACGCACUGGCCUCAGUGGGCGUCUCCUUGGGCAUCACACUCUGGCCGCUGCUCGCCCGCUACCUCCUGGAGGAACUGGGCUGGAGGGGCACCUUCCUCAUCUUCAGCGGGGUUUUUCUUCAUUGCUGUGUCUGCGGGGCCAUCCUGAGGCCAGUGGCCACCAGCACGGCUCCCGAAGCCAGAAAAGGCCCUUCUCCAACUACCAAGAGACCCGCUCCUGGCUGCCCCGCAGCAUGUGUCCGGCGCACCCUACGCUACCUGGCCUUCGACAUCCUGUGGCACAAUGCAGGCUACCGAGUGUUCACGCUGGGUGUCACGUGGAUGAUCCUCGGGUUCUCACUGCCACAUGUCUUCCUGGUGCCCUACGCCAUGCAGCAUGGGGUGGACGAGCACAAAGCGGCCCUGCUUAUCUCCAUUAUCGGUUUUAGCAACAUUUUCCUGCGGCCCAUGGCUGGGCUGGUGGCAGGGCGACAGGGCUUCACCGGCUACCGCAAGUACCUGUUCAGCCUCUCCAUCCUGCUCAACGGGCUCACCAACCUGGUGUGCAUCGCAUCCUCCGACUUCCGAGUGCUGGUGGGCUACUGCCUGGCGUACAGCGUGUCCAUGAGCGUGAUUGGCGCCCUCUUCUUCCAGGUCCUCAUGGACAUUGUCCCCAUGGAUCAGUUCUCCAGGGCCCUGGGGCUCUGCACCAUCCUGGAGAGCAUCUCCAUCCUCGUCUCCCCCCCCAUGGCGGGGUUUCUCCUGGACAGCACAGACAACAACUUCAGCUACGUUUUCUACAUGUCAAGCUUCUUCCUCAUCUCGGCGGCCCUCUUCAUGUGUGGCAGCUUCUGUGCCCUUCGGAAAAAGGAGAAGCAGGCCUCCCAGGCCAGGGGGGAGGCAGCCCUGGAGCCGGCCCUCCCCGGGGAGGGCACAGACAGUUCUGAGAAGCGGCUGUGGACCGAAACCAUGUACGUGACCAGCGUCUGAGCCCUGAGGUCAGUGGGUGACCGCCGCCUCAGCUCAUGAACAGGAUGUCCAGCUGUUUCACCAGGUGAAGUGCUGCCCGGCUUGCCCGAACCAAAGACCAUCCAGGCUGCCUGUUGGGACUUAGCCAGGGGCUGUGACCUUGGAGGCUGGCCUCUGAGGACUCAGGGUUCCUUCCAAUGAGCAGAAUGAAGGAGCAGGUCCUCCUCCUUCUCUUUCCUCUGGGCACCAGGGUACUCAGGCCCAGGAAGGUGGCUCUGAGCCCUGCAUGAGUCUGUCACACCCGACUCCGCUGAGCUGGCUCCCCACUGCUGCUGCUACAGUUCAACACAGCAGGCUGCCCAGUCCAGCUGGACGCCUCUGAUGUUGUCACUUUGUCCUUCUCUGACAUCUCACACAGUUCCAAAGAGCCCGCCCGUCCUCCUAAGCCCUCCAGCCUGCUCCCUCUCAGUGACUCCACCUUUGCCCUCAGGGCUGCCCCCAGCACGUUGCUGGGCCCCCAGCUGCUCAGAACCUGGGAAAGAAGGACCCCGUGAGAGUAUGAGUUUGGCCUGCAGCAGGGGAUGGCCACCCGAGGACUCAGCCUGGCUGCGGGGUUUGGGCGGAUUAGAUGUUGGGCGGAGUACCUUUCCUGGCAUCUGCACAGAGAAUCAGAGGGGAGCACCUCUCUUGGGUCCCAGAGUCAGUGAAGUCUGAGGGGCCCCCUGCAGAUUCUGCAGAGCCUGCUUGGGGCCUCCCUUCCUCCUUUGUCCCACUUGGUAUUUUAGCGGGAAGAUAAGUGCUGGAGUUGAGGAAACCAGACAUUUGACUCACCAGGGAGGAUGAGGCUCGCUAGGCAGGGCCCGACGACCUCUUUGAAAAUAGAGCUGCUUUUGUAACAGAAGCCCUUCGACUCCCUGCUCCCUGCUGUGUCAGAGGCGUCUGCCCUGGGGUAAGGAGCUGGCUGGGCCAGCUGCCAGUCCACCCCUGCUCCCUGGUGGCCUGUGUUGUUGGCCUAGAGGUCAGACCUCCUCCCACCUCCCUUCCGCCCAAUACACACACACACUCUGCUGGUGCCCUUCCUUGAGGUCAUGGCGGGGGGGGGGGUGGG
This is a messenger RNA of Artibeus jamaicensis (Jamaican fruit-eating bat), 3817 nucleotides long. RefSeq names its product solute carrier family 16 member 5 (gene SLC16A5). Gene Ontology annotation, molecular function: monocarboxylic acid transmembrane transporter activity. Gene Ontology annotation, biological process: transmembrane transport; monocarboxylic acid transport. The transcript is spliced from 7 exons. The coding region runs from base 1024 to 2730 and encodes 568 amino acids. NCBI's taxonomy places the organism in Eukaryota, Metazoa, Chordata, Mammalia, Chiroptera, Phyllostomidae. The record is from RefSeq and is a predicted model, not a curated record.